This is a messenger RNA of Folsomia candida, 1289 nucleotides long. RefSeq lists its product as uncharacterized. NCBI's taxonomy places the organism in Eukaryota, Metazoa, Arthropoda, Collembola, Entomobryomorpha, Isotomidae. The coding region runs from base 107 to 922 and encodes 271 amino acids. The record is from RefSeq and is a predicted model, not a curated record. The transcript is spliced from 5 exons.
CAUCGGACGCAACUGAUCUUGCCUUGAAACUCUUUAAAAUCCAUCGAAACUCGCAUUAAAAUUCAUUGCCUCGAUAGUUUUUUGGAGUGUAUAAAAUUCUAAAACAAUGGACGCUGACGGCCGAAAGCUUUUACGCUUUUACCAAGAAAGCUUGCGUACCAUGACAGAAGCUCAAUUAUUGAACGAACAAAGGACCCUUAUACAAGAAGAAAGUAGUGUCUAUGGUUGGUUUGAAGAGUGUAGAAAAUGGAAGGACACGGAAAAUUUAAGGAUCUCGGAGAAGAGAAGCAUGGUGGAGGAUGGACUCAAGAACGUUCGAAAUUAUGGUGUCGCCGCACAUAAUCCUGCACCUUCCCAGGCUUCAUUUUCAGUUGGGAAAGGUGGUAAAUUCAGAAGUUGCUCUGGUCCCUCAAAGAGCGGGAGAGGAUCCUUAUCUCGACAGGAAUUUGAUGUCCUCAGUCCCCUCAUGGGUUCCUCGGCGAGUGAUGGUUCCAGGCCACCUCCUCCUCCGUUUCAUGGGGGCGUUAUGUAUGCUGGAGGACCCAGCCACGCGUCCUAUCAUCCAACGUCCAGCUCGGGACGGAUUGGAGGAGGACAUUUUGGUGCAGAAUCCAAUGGACAGAUCCCUAGCGUUGGUGGGUACGGUUUUCUUGGGGGCAAUGCUCCAGUUUACACUCCUGGACAGGGAUUGCAGGGGGCACAACCGAACCGGGGUCCAUCUGACUUGUACAAUAAUUUGCCGUGGCUCAACUCUCCAGAGAUAAAAAACACAGGAAGUCAGAAUGAUAACCGAUCUACUACAAUCUUCAUCAGUCCUCCAAGCUUGGUGACACCGCAACUUCGAGAUACUGAUGACGUUACCCUACCACCACCUUACUCCCCCAUUCUACCAGACAUUAAGAGAGAUAACGACAACGCAUAACAUUCACAACUGGAAUGUUUAUCGGUCCAAUCGAUUGUGGGGACACGCAUUCACUCAUUCCUGCUCAAAAAGACUUUUUUAUUCAAAGUUGAGUCAUCCCGAUUUCUAACUGAACUCACAAUGGAGGUCUCCCAACGUAUGCUCACAGAUUUGGACCAAAGUAGCGUCAAUCGAUCACAAAUAAAAUUAGUAUGAAAUUUUGCAAAUGGCACUAUCUGCCAAUAUUCAUGUUUAGCGGAGAUAUUUGCAUCAAAAGAAGAGAAAAUGCACUCCCAAGGCUGGAAAAUUCUUCAUUUUCCAAAUUUGCCACUUUUUCUAUUUCUUUUUACAUUUUCCCACUUUUUAUGCAAAUAUCUCCGCUAAACCU